Anopheles funestus (African malaria mosquito) is the source of this 2662-nucleotide messenger RNA. RefSeq names its product polyribonucleotide nucleotidyltransferase 1, mitochondrial (gene PNPase). Gene Ontology annotation, biological process: mitochondrial mRNA catabolic process; mitochondrial RNA 3'-end processing. The transcript is spliced from 3 exons. The record is from RefSeq and is a predicted model, not a curated record. Lineage: Eukaryota; Metazoa; Arthropoda; Insecta; Diptera; Culicidae. Gene Ontology annotation, molecular function: 3'-5'-RNA exonuclease activity; polyribonucleotide nucleotidyltransferase activity; RNA binding. Bases 194 to 2545 code for a protein of 783 amino acids. Gene Ontology annotation, cellular component: mitochondrion; cytosol.
AGCGAUGAUAUCAAACGUCUGAUUAUGUGCUGUCAAGCGAGCGCCAUCAGACGUUAAAAAUCAUAAUAUUUACAUUUUUUGUACACAUUCCAUUUGACAGCCGGCUCUCGUGAAGAAUGUGGCGGCCGAAUAAAGUUAUGCUGAACAGUUUUGUUUGUUAAUACAUCUUUAAUAGGGCUUCUUCUAUCUAAAAAUGUUACACAAUAUUGUAAAACUUGGUCACCUACGAAGAAAAGUGUUUCAUUUGUUGCCACAUGUACGAUGGACCGCUCGAAGAAGCCUCAUUACGAGUGCCCUCGAUAAUCCUGAAGUUGAUGUAGCACUCAGUACCGGGCGAAUUUUAAGGAUAUCAUCUGGAAAGUAUGCACGAUUCGCCGAUGGAUGUUCUGUCGUAACGAUAGGCGAUACGGCUGUUAUGGUAACGGCAGUAGCUAAACAAAAAUCACAAAAUGCAUCUUUUCUACCGUUGGUGGUGGACUAUAGACAAAAGUCUGCUGCAGCCGGUCGUAUACCGACCAACUUCCUUCGCCGUGAGCUCGGUCCCUCGGAGAAGGAAAUACUUUCUGCAAGACUAGUCGAUCGUUCGAUAAGGCCCCUGUUUCCUGCUGAGUUUCGCUACGACACACAGAUCGUUUGCAACAUGCUGGCAAUCGAUUCAGCAAAUCCACCAGACGUGCAAGCAAUUAAUGGUGCCUCGGCCGCACUUGCGUUGAGUGAUAUUCCAUGGAACGGUCCCGUCGGUGCCGUGCGUGUAGGUCUUGUCGACAGUGAGGUGAUCAUCAAUCCGACGCGCAAAGAAAUGCAGCUUAGCAUGCUCGAUCUCGUCGUAACGGCAACUCGGCAAAAUCUAGUCGUUAUGCUGGAAGGUCGAGGCAAUGUAGUCAACGAAAACGAGCUUCGAAUGGCCAUCAAAAAGGGCACCAAAGAAGCACAGCUUAUUAUUAACGGUAUCGAGCGGCUGCAAAAAACUUACGGAAAGCCCAAGCGACCUCUGGAACCACUGCCGGCGGUGGAUGAAGAAAUUCAAAGCGCCGUCCGGACGAUGUCGGAGAUGAGACUGAGAGAAAUAUUUCGAGACUUUUCGCAUGAUAAGUUUAGCCGCGAUCAGGCCGUCAGCAAGACGCGCACGGAUACGAUCGAUAAAGUUUGGUCGAGCUAUCCAAGUGUCGAUCCGAGUCUUAUCUCCGAAACAUUCAACAAGUUCGUCAAAGGCGUGUUCCGUGAGAUGCUGCUAGAAGAAAAUCGUCGCUGCGAUGGCCGAGGACUUGAUGAUUUGCGCAAAAUUAGCUGCUCGGUAAACCUUCACAAACCUCUGCACGGUUCGGCAUUGUUCCAGCGCGGUCAGACGCAAGUGUUUUGUACGGUAGCGCUAGAUUCACCCGAAAGUGCAUUACGGUUAGACCCGAUCGCGUCACUUGACAGUGGUAUGAAGUCGAAAAAUUUCUUCCUACAUUACGAAUUUCCACCGUAUGCCACGGGAGAGACCGGAAAAAUCGGCCCAAUUGGACGGCGUGAGAUAGGGCAUGGUGCGCUAGCUGAGAAGGGUCUCUUGCCAAUUAUUCCCAACGAACAUCCGUUCACGGUACGGCUUACAUCGGAGGUGUUGGAAUCAAACGGAUCCAGCUCGAUGGCAACCGUGUGUGCCGGUUCGAUGGCAUUGAUGGACGCAGGUGUUCCGGUGCAAGAAGCAGCCGCCGGUGUAGCCAUAGGUUUGAUAACAAAGUACGAAAACAGCGACACGAAACAUUUGGAAGAUUAUUGCAUUCUUACGGAUCUGCUGGGCAUUGAGGAUUACAUGGGUGAUAUGGAUAUGAAAGUGGCCGGAACACGACGCGGAAUGACGGCAAUACAGGCCGACAUAAAGGUGCCAGGCAUACCGCUGAAAGUGGUCAUGGAAUCGUUACAGAAAGCGAUGGAAGCACGCUUUAAGAUUCUCGACCUAAUGGACGAGACGAUCGCUACGACACGCACGGUGCGGAAGGAUUGUUGGCCAGUAACGGAUCGGCUGGUAAUCGAAGCUCACCAACGCUCCAAGCUGCUCGGUCCCGGUGGUACCAAUUUACGAAGAUUGUACCUUGAAACUGGCGUACAGCUAACUUCUGACGAUGAAACAAGCUUCCGGAUAUUCGCUCCAUCCGAGGCAGCAAUGCACGAAGCCAAGGAGUACCUUGAGAAUCUGCUGAAAGCGGAAAAGAUACCGGAUCUCGAGUUCGGAGCCAUCUACACGGCUCGGAUAGUGGAGUUGCGCGACACAGGCGUGAUGGUCACGUUAUAUCCUUCGAUGCCACCAACGCUGCUUCACAAUUCUCAACUCGACCAACGCAAGAUCGCCCACCCGUCAGCGCUGGGUUUGCAAGUAGGUACCGAAAUACAGGUUAAAUACUUUGGGCGUGAUCCGGUGUCGGGAUAUAUGCGACUUUCGCGUAAAGUAUUGCAAGGUCCUGCAACUACCAUGAUUCGGAAUCUCGAUCGUCCUGCUGCGGCAGCAGGCGGUACUAGCGCCACGAAUCAAACAAACAACGAGGUGGAGGAUGUGAAAAGUUAGUCUUUAUUACUCAGUUUCUUGUGCGACUGAACUAUGAAGAAACCCCGUACCCCGUUGGUAGGUAGAUCGAGACUAAUAGUGAAAUAAAUGUGUACAUAUUCUAUCCUUAAGAACUAA